AUGAUGAGUGUAUCUCGAUAUUAUGAUAUCGCGGUUAAUUUGACAGACCCUAUGUUUAGGGGCAUUUAUAGAGGUAAACAACGCCAUUCUAAUGAUAUGCAAAACGUUUUGAAACGUUGUUCUUUGGUAAACAUCAAACAAAUCUUGGUCACAGGUAGUUCGAUAGUGGAAACGAAGGAGGCUAUUGACAUUUGUAAAACUUAUGGUAGUUUGGAAUUGCCAUUGUAUUAUACUAUAGGGGUUCAUCCAUGCUGUGUAAAUGAGUUUGGUAGAAAUCUGCAUGAAGAUGAGACAUUGAGAGUUACUAUCGAUUCACCUUCUAAUAAUGAGGAUUAUAAUUCUAAAGUUUAUAUAGAUGCUAUUAAUGAUACAAAGUUUAGCCAUGAAAAAUUGAAAGAAUUAUAUAAAUUAAUGGAAGCACGUAUUCAACUUGACCCGAAAAAUUUCAGGGCUAUAGGUGAGUUUGGGUUGGAUUAUGACAGAUUAAAUUAUUCUUCUCAAGAGAUGCAAAGAGUAUUUUUUGAAGAACAAUUAAAACUUGUUUGUAUAUUACAUGAAAAUAGUAAACUACAGAAGCCUAUACCUUUAUUCUUACACAUGAGAUCUGCAUGCAGUGAUUUUAUAGACAUCUUAAAACGAUUUUUAAAUGGAUUCAUAGAUGAAAAGGAUAGUUUCCAAUUGAAAUCCUUAAUUAAGGCUCAAGAAAAUGAAUCAAACAAAUUAAAUUUCCAAUAUAAAUUACCUCCAGAUAUGAAGUUUGUUGUUCAUUCUUUUACAGAUACAAAGGAAAAUUUGAAAAAACUUUUAAACUUAUCUAAGAAUUGUUAUAUUGGUUUAAACGGUGCUUCAUUAAGAGACGAAACUAAUAUCGAAUCAGCAAAAGAGCUUCCAAUCAAUAGAAUGUUGAUUGAGACAGAUGCUCCAUGGUGUGAUAUUCGUAAAACUCACCAAUCAUACCCCUAUCUUUUGAACUCUGGAUAUAAAUCACCAUUCACUAUGGUCAAGAAGGAAAAAUUUGACAAAAUAUUGGAUUCAGAUGAGAAAAAAGAAUUAACAAUGAUAAAGGAGAGAAAUGAACCUUGUAGUAUAGUUCAAGUAGCUCAUGUCCUUUCGGAUUUGAAAAAUAUACCAGUAGAAGAAUUGGCUGAAUCUGUUUAUAAGACAUCAUGUGAGGUUUAUGGAGAAUAA
This is a messenger RNA of Henningerozyma blattae CBS 6284, 1188 nucleotides long. RefSeq names its product TatD family hydrolase. The coding region runs from base 1 to 1188 and encodes 395 amino acids. Gene Ontology annotation, cellular component: cytosol. Gene Ontology annotation, molecular function: 3'-5'-DNA exonuclease activity. The transcript has a single exon. Lineage: Eukaryota; Fungi; Ascomycota; Saccharomycetes; Saccharomycetales; Saccharomycetaceae. The record is from RefSeq and is a predicted model, not a curated record.